Molecule: messenger RNA, 976 nt
Organism: Penaeus vannamei (Pacific white shrimp)
Lineage: Eukaryota; Metazoa; Arthropoda; Malacostraca; Decapoda; Penaeidae
Source: RefSeq, a predicted model, not a curated record
CGGCCUCCGUUUUCUAUGCGGCCGGGAAAGAAAACGGGCGCUCGAUCAGCUGAUCAAUGUAAACAAAACUUUCAUGGACACGGAGAAGGCAGCGAGCGUGGAAGGCAAAGGAAAAUGUCAUCAAAAUUACGCCUUGCUCUGGUGCAGCUGGCUGUUGGAAAAUCGAAGUUGGACAAUGUGAGUCGAGCUGUACAGAAGAUAAAAGAAGCUGCUUCUGAAGGAGCCCAGUUGGUUGCCCUGCCUGAGUGUUUCAACUGUCCAUAUGGCACACAAUAUUUUGCCGAAUAUGCAGAGCCAGUCCCAGGUGAAAGCACUGAGGCUAUAAAGGAAGCAGCAAAGGAGAACGGGGUGUACGUCGUCGGAGGCUCAGUGCCAGAGUCAGAAGGGGGCAAAGUUUAUAACACCUGCACUGUCUGGGGGCCGAAGGGAGACCUCCUAGCCAAGCAUCGGAAAGUCCACCUGUUUGACAUAAACGUCGAAGGGGGAAUAUGCUUCCGCGAGUCUGACGUACUGUCACCUGGAAACAGUUAUACAACUUUCGACCUCCCACAAUGCAAAGUUGGGAUUGGCAUCUGCUAUGAUAUUCGUUUUGCCGAGAUGGCUCAGGUCUACAGCAAAAUGGGUUGCAAACUCUUGCUGUAUCCAGGGGCUUUCAACAUGACUACGGGGCCUGUGCACUGGGAGUUGCUGCAAAAAGGACGAGCCCUUGAUAAUCAGGUGUAUGUUGGCACCAUUUCUCCUGCACGUGAUACAUCCGCCACCUACAUUGCCUGGGGUCACUCCACCCUAGUCAAUCCAUGGGCAGAUGUGGUUGCUACUACGGAACAUGAGGAAGGGAUUGUAUAUGCUGAUUUGGACUUGGAUUACGUGCAGAAAGUCCGCCAGAUGGUUCCCCUGGGUUCCCAAAGGAGGGGCGAUAUGUACGAAGUUGUAACCAAGAAGUAACUACUCUUCAAUUUAAAAGGAAUGAAUGCUA